UGGGCUGCGGGAGGCGAGGCGAGGCGGCGGCCCGGCCCCGCCGCCCGGUGCAGCUCGCCCGUUAGCGCGGGCAAGCGGCGGCCGGGGCGCGGCGGCCCCAGUAAAUCUGAUUUACUCGUUGAACGUGGCCUCGGUUGGCGGUGAUGGAGGGUGGUUACCAAGUAGGGGGAGUCGGCUGUUGGGAUUUCAACAGCUUUCCACCAAGUUGCUGGAAAGAAAUUCCUCUCGCCACUGGGUCCCUUUCUUGCCCUCUAAAGCGGGUGAGACUGAGGCACCUCAAGGAAGCUCACGCUGCCAGACACAGCUGUGAACUGGCUGCUUCACUCUCUUGAGUGCUUCUUGUUUGCCGCUGAGUUUGGUCCCCGUGUUUUUAAAAAGCAAAUACAAAAAGGAAUAAAAAGAUUUGCUGUAUAACCUGCUUAAAAAGAAAGUUGCAACAGAGUCUGAAUGACUGUUUUUUGUUUUUAGGAGCUGUUCAGAGUCUCCUUCCUCCUUGCUUUAUGCAGGUGAAGCCUCUGGGACGAGUUCUCUGACAGAAGCAGCUCCCAAGGAGCCCCUCGGGCAUUUGCGAUGGCUGUACCUAUUGCAGUUCUUGACUGUGACCUCCUGCUCUAUGGCCGUGGACAUAGGACAUUGGAUCGUUUCAAGCUGGGGGAUGUCACAGAUGAGUACCUAGUAUCCACGUAUGGUUUUCCCCGACAGUUCAUUUACUACCUGGUGGAUCUCCUGGGAGCCAGUCUCUCUCGCCCUACACAACGGUCCAGGGCCAUCAGUCCAGAGACCCAGAUACUUGCUGCAUUAGGUUUCUAUACCUCCGGCUCCUUCCAGACUCGCAUGGGAGAUGCAAUUGGCAUUAGCCAAGCCUCCAUGAGCCGCUGUGUUGCCAAUGUCACUGAGGCAUUGGUGGAAAGAGCCUCACAGUUCAUUCACUUUCCUGAGGAUGAAGCUACAAUACAGAGCCUGAAGGAUGACUUUUACGGGCUGGCAGGCAUGCCAGGAGUGCUAGGGGUGGUUGACUGCACCCACGUAGCAAUCAAAGCACCAAACGCGGAGGACCUGUCCUAUGUGAACCGAAAAGGUCUCCAUUCUCUGAACUGUCUGAUGGUGUGUGAUGCCAGAGGAGUCCUGCUGAGUGCAGAAACACACUGGCCAGGCAGCCUGCCUGACUGCACUGUGUUACAGCAGGCAGCCCUUACAAAUCAGUUUGAAACUGAGCUACAUAAAGACGGUUGGCUACUUGGUGACAGCUCCUUCUUUCUCCGAACAUGGUUGAUGACCCCUCUGCAUAUCCCUGAGACACCUGCAGAAUAUCGUUAUAACAUGGCUCAUUCUGCCACUCACAAUGUCAUUGAGCGGACAUUCAGAACCAUUCGAUCGCGUUUCCGCUGCCUGGAUGGGUCCAAAGGCACCCUGCAGUAUUCUCCAGAGAAGUCCAGCCACAUCAUUCUGGCCUGUUGUGUACUUCAUAACAUCUCCCUGGAACAUGGGCUGGAUGUGUGGCCUUCUCCAGCCACAGGACACAUGGAACAACCGGAAGAAGAAUAUGAGCAAAUGGAAUCAAUGGAUUCAGAAGCCUGUCGUAUACGCCAGGAGCUUUUGCUUACUCAUUUUAGCUAAUUUUGUGACAGCUGCUAAAGGUUGGUGUGACAAGAAUACAGGGGGAAAUAUGCCCCUGCUCUGUAAGUUCAUAAAGACUGAGCAGCUGUGAGACAGAGAGAGAGAGCUUACUAACUUCAUUUCAGCGGAUGUUCUGAACUUCUCUUGAUCUUCUUGUAAAUGUCAUAUUUAGUUGUUAAAUUUUUACUGUUGUGAUGCACAUAGAUUCCCCUUUCACCUGUUGUAGAGAACAAUGACGGUAAUGUGAGAUUAGAGGAGAACUUGGGAAACGGUCUUUGAUAAUUAUGAAAAAUCUGUAAGGUUUGAACUAUUUUACAAAGCACAAUUCUAUGCCAGUUUGUAAGCUGAAACACUUAUAAUGAAUUUUUAAACAACAUUUCACACAAAUUAAACUUCCUUCUGGGUU
This is a messenger RNA of Dromaius novaehollandiae (emu), 2023 nucleotides long. RefSeq names its product harbinger transposase derived 1 (gene HARBI1). Bases 571 to 1617 code for a protein of 348 amino acids. The transcript has 2 exons. Lineage: Eukaryota; Metazoa; Chordata; Aves; Casuariiformes; Dromaiidae. The record is from RefSeq and is a predicted model, not a curated record.